CUCCGCAUCCAACCCGCACGGCCGCCAACUUCUCUGGAUGGGACCAGAAGUUUCUAGCCGGCCAGUUGCUACCUCCCUUUAUCUCCUCCUUCCCCUUUGGCAGCGAGGAGGCUAUUUCCAGACACUUCCACCCCUCUCCGGCCACGUCACCCCGUCCUUUAAUUCAUAAAGGUGCCCGGCGCCGGCUUCCCGGACACGUCGGCGGCCCGCAGACCUCUCGCUCCACCGGCGGCGGCCAAGUGUCCGCACCCGCGACCCCGCGUCCCGCGGCCGCUGCGGCCCGACCCCGACCCAGCAUGAGCGCUGCCACCCACUCACCCAUGGUGCAGAUGGCGUCCGGCAACGGCGCCGGUGACCGCGACCCCCUGCCCCCCGGCUGGGAGAUCAAGAUCGACCCGCAGACCGGCUGGCCCUUUUUCGUGGACCACAACAGUCGCACCACGACGUGGAACGACCCGCGCGUGCCCCCCGAGGGUCCCAAGGACACUUCAUCUUCUGCCAAUGGCCCUUCCCGGGAGGGCUCCAGGCUGCUGCCCACUAGGGAAGGCCACCCUGUGUACCCCCAGCUCCGACCAGGCUACAUUCCCAUUCCCGUCCUCCACGAAGGGGCUGAGAACCGGCAGACGCACCCUUUCCAUGCCUAUCCCCAGCCUGGGGUGCAGCGAUUCAGAACUGAGGCAGCCGCGGCUGCUCCUCAGAGGUCCCAGUCACCUCUUCGGAGCAUGCCAGAAGCCACCCAGCCAGACAGACAGUGUGGACAGGUGGCAGCAACUGCAGCUGCUCAGCCCCCAGCCUCCCAUGGACCUGAGAGGUCCCAGUCUCCAGCUGCCUCGGACUGCUCAUCCUCAUCCUCCUCAGCCAGCCUGCCCUCCUCUGGCAGGAGCAGCCUGGGCAGUCACCAGCUGCCUCGGGGCUACAUCCCCAUCCCAGUGAUACACGAGCAGAAUGUCACCCGGCCAGCUGCCCAGCCCUCCCUCCACCAAGCCCAGAAGACCCACUACCCAGCUCAGCAGGGUGAAUACCAGACCCACCAGCCUGUGUAUCACAAGAUCCAGGGUGAUGAGUGGGAGCCCCGGCCUGUGAGGGCAGCCUCCCCAUUCAGGUCACCAGUGCGGGGUGCAUCUAGCCGGGAGGGCUCGCCAGCCAGAAGCAACACACCAGUGCACUCCCCGUCGCCCAUCCGCGUGCACACCGUGGUUGACAGGCCGCAGCAGCCCAUGACCCAUCGAGAAUCCCCACCUGUUGCUCAACCUGAAAACAAACCGGAAAGUAAGCCAGGCCCAGCUGGACCAGAUCUCCUUCCUGGACACAUCCCGAUUCAAGUGAUCCGCAAGGAGGCAGAUUCUAAACCUGUUUCCCAGAAGCCACCACCUGCCUCUGAGAAGGUGGAAGUAAAGGUUCCCUCUGCUCCAAUUCCUUGUCCUGCUCCCAGCCCUGCCCCUUCUGCAGUUCCCUCUUCCCCCAAGAAUGUGGCUGCAGAAGAGAAGGCAGCCCCCAGCCCUGCCCCCACAGAAGUUGCACCCCCCAAACCAGGAGAGGCUGAGGUCCCCCCAAAACAUCCAGGUGUGCUUAAGGUGGAAGCCAUCUUAGAGAAGGUGCAAGGGCUGGAACAGGCUGUAGACAACUUUGAAGGCAAGAAGACUGACAAAAAGUACCUGAUGAUUGAAGAGUAUUUGACCAAAGAGCUGCUGGCCCUGGAUUCUGUGGACCCUGAAGGACGAGCUGAUGUGCGUCAGGCCAGGAGAGAUGGUGUCAGGAAGGUUCAGACCAUCUUGGAAAAACUCGAACAGAAAGCAAUCGAUGUCCCAGGUCAAGUCCAGGUCUAUGAACUCCAGCCCAGCAACCUUGAAACUGAUCCACCACUGCAGGAGAUCAUGGGGAUGGGUACCACAGCAGCAGACAAGGGGAAGAAAGGUCCUGGAAGUGAAGAUGCCCAAACUGAAACCCAGCAGCCAGAAGCCAAAGAAGCAGCAGCUCCAAACCCCAGCAGCACAACAGACUCAGCUGGCACCCCAGCAGCAGCACCAUAGUCCCCACUAGACAAGAAUCAGCCUCGGAGACUGGAACUGUUGUGUGUGCAUUAGGGAGUUUUAAGUUGCAUGCAUUUCAGGGACUUUAAGUCAGGUGGUUUUUAUUUUUUGUAGGCGUUUGGUACGCAGUAACUUGGGUGGAGGCAAAACACUAAUAAAAGGGCUAAAAGGAAAAAGAAGCUUUUCUUCUGUAUUCUUACUCUGUAUAAAUAAAGAAGUUGCUUGUUUCAGAAGUUUAACCCCAUUGCUUGUUGUUUUGGGCCCCUUUCUGUGCAUGGGCACCACCUGUUCACUGUGGUUGUGAGCUGUCUUUCUGUAGCUCUGGACUGAGGAGUUUUGCAGGGGGAGAUGGGGAGUCUGUUUCCCAUCACAUAAAUAUAAAAUCCAUUUUUUCAGAAAUGUUGCCAUUGCUGUAAUGGGAUGAUUUUCAUCUCAGAGUUCAAAUAUCUAACUUUUAGAUAGAAUAAGAUGUAAAGAGCUGUAGGCACAUCUGUAUGUUGGACAACUUUAAUGUUACAUCUGAAGAAAAGGAAAAUAAAGUAAUUAUAGAACUCCA
Sciurus carolinensis (gray squirrel) is the source of this 2586-nucleotide messenger RNA. RefSeq names its product BAG cochaperone 3 (gene Bag3). The record is from RefSeq and is a predicted model, not a curated record. Bases 297 to 2030 code for a protein of 577 amino acids. NCBI's taxonomy places the organism in Eukaryota, Metazoa, Chordata, Mammalia, Rodentia, Sciuridae. The transcript is spliced from 4 exons. Gene Ontology annotation, biological process: negative regulation of striated muscle cell apoptotic process; protein stabilization; muscle cell cellular homeostasis. Gene Ontology annotation, cellular component: nucleus; cytoplasm; cytosol. Gene Ontology annotation, molecular function: protein-folding chaperone binding; adenyl-nucleotide exchange factor activity.